This is a messenger RNA of Gongylonema pulchrum, 447 nucleotides long. The record is from the annotation of a GenBank genome assembly. Lineage: Eukaryota; Metazoa; Nematoda; Chromadorea; Rhabditida; Gongylonematidae.
AUGGAGGAAAAUCGAGGUUCUGAGCUUAGCGAAGAAAGGCAUGGGAGAAGACUUGGACGCAGCAAAGAAAAACAUGGAAAGCACGAUAAGCGACAUGAGAAAAUCGAUGAGAACCGACUGGAGAAGGGCGAUGAAAAGCGGUCUGAGAAAAGUGAUAAAAAGCGAACUGAAAAAGCCAGUGAAAUGCAAUCGGAGAAGAAUGAUAAAAAGAAAAUUAGGGAGAAACGAUCGGAGAAGAGCAGUGAAAAACGGUCUGAGAAUUGCGACGAAAAACGUUCUAGUAAGAGCGAUAAGAAACAUCCGGAGAAAAACGAUGAGAAACGGUCCCAUAGGAGCGAAAAGCGGCCUCACCACGACAGAAAUAAUAAAGCAGAAAAAGAGGUUUUGAAGGAGAAGCACAGCACUGCGGAAAUGGUCGGUGAAAGUAAACGUCGUCGGCAUCAUUAA